Strongylus vulgaris is the source of this 399-nucleotide messenger RNA. The record is from the annotation of a GenBank genome assembly. Lineage: Eukaryota; Metazoa; Nematoda; Chromadorea; Rhabditida; Strongylidae.
AUGGGCAGGAGCCGUUGCAAGAACGCUGGAAUGAAGGAAAUUUUGGCACAAUUAAAGCACAUGAAGAAGGAAAACCCAUUAAUAUUUCGUGAACUACGCAGUUCAUUUAAUAUCGCUAUGAUGAAAUUGGAUAGGAGAGUGACUAACAUUGAAAGGGUUGAGUCGCUGCUUGCUCUUAAAUGUGGAAAGCUGGGUAAAUUUGCGCUUGCUUUAGAAAAAGAUGUCUUUGCUGGUGAAGAGUCCGAGUUAUUACUGAAUGUCGAAGGUCGAAGAAGUUCGGGGGAUAAAAUCAAUUUCGUCAGAAGCGUCAUUUUCAAGUAUUUUGUUGUAUCCGUGCAUUCCGAGCAAAGUGUAUGGCAAACUGCCAACAAUGCCUUGACGGAAAGGCAAGAACGCUGA